GUUAACUGAACAAACACAUUCCGAUUUUAGUAAUUUCGAUUCUUUCUCUUCACUUUCUAGUUAUUAUUCUACUCCACAAGAUACUAAUUCAAAGGUUAUCGUUGAUUAUGAAAAAUUGUAUAAAGCUAUUGGAAAAUGUGCUAAAAAUUUUCAAGCUUCACCUACUGAAAUUGUAACAGAUGCAAUUAUACAUGCUUUAACUGCUCUUUAUCCAAAAAAUACUUAUUAUGUUGGUAUAGAUGCUAAAACUUUUGCUUUAG
Molecule: messenger RNA, 260 nt
Organism: Scutellospora calospora
Lineage: Eukaryota; Fungi; Glomeromycota; Glomeromycetes; Diversisporales; Gigasporaceae
Source: the annotation of a GenBank genome assembly